Messenger RNA from Aspergillus japonicus CBS 114.51, 961 nucleotides. Its product is annotated as ribosome biogenesis protein RRS1. Lineage: Eukaryota; Fungi; Ascomycota; Eurotiomycetes; Eurotiales; Aspergillaceae. Gene Ontology annotation, cellular component: nucleus; nucleolus; preribosome, large subunit precursor. The transcript is spliced from 2 exons. Gene Ontology annotation, biological process: ribosomal large subunit biogenesis; ribosomal large subunit export from nucleus; ribosome biogenesis. The record is from RefSeq and is a predicted model, not a curated record. Bases 107 to 763 code for a protein of 218 amino acids. Gene Ontology annotation, molecular function: protein binding.
CGCUAGUCCAGCACGCUUGGACGUCCAGAUACUGUCCUUUCUUCUCAAUCUUGAUUCGAGUGUGAAUUCAUUUACGAGCGGCCGAGUCGUCACUGAAUCAUUACCAAUGGCGACCACUGCUACCCAGGCAGCUUCUGCCACCAAGUCGAAGCCGGAAAGACUUCCUAUCACUGUCUCCAAGCCCACUCCGUACACUUUCGAUCUCGGUCACUUGCUUGUCAAUGAUCCCAAUCCCCUCGAAUUCUCCCGCUCCGAGCCGCUGGAAACUACCUUGAAGGCCACCGCCCGCGACGGCACACAGUCUCUCCUCAACCAGCUCUUGACGACCUGUCCCAUCACCUCUUCACAACAGGGUGUGCUUCUCAGCCUUCCCGCGCCCGCCACUGUUCUUCCCCGUCACAAGCCCCUGCCGACGCCUAAGCCGCCGACCAAGUGGGAGUUGUUUGCACGCAAGAAGGGUAUUGGCAAAUUCAGCAGCAAGCCUGGUGCGGCUUUGGCGGACAAGGAGCGCCGCAAGAAGCUCGUGUACGAUGAGGAGAAGGGCGAAUGGGUGCCUCGCUGGGGCUACAAGGGAAAGAACAAGAACGAGGAUGAUUGGUUGGUGGAGGUGAACGAGAAGGAUUGGAAGAAGGAGGAAGAAGCCGCUGCCAAGGGAAGCUCUAUCCGUGGUAUCUCGCGCGCCGAACGCAAGGACAGGAUACGACGCAAUGAGAGGAAGAUGCGGUCGAAUGAGCGCAAGUCGAGAAAGUCUGGCGGCGGUUAAGUCAGUUAGGGAUGACAAAGUGCGUUUUGAGAAGCCGUGGUUGUGUUGUUGGAGAUAAUCCCUCAUUUGCAUCAUUUAACGGGGGCUUUCCUUAUAAGGCGUUCGGUCGGAGUCGCUGGUCUGCUGGUCUUGAAUGUCAACUUGCCUACGUAUGCACAUUAUCAUUAGUAGGCCCAGAAAAGCAAUAUUACAUUUACG